Messenger RNA from Rubroshorea leprosula, 1248 nucleotides. NCBI's taxonomy places the organism in Eukaryota, Viridiplantae, Streptophyta, Magnoliopsida, Malvales, Dipterocarpaceae. The record is from the annotation of a GenBank genome assembly.
CUGCUCUUCUUCUUUUUCUCCCCGACAAGCCCCUCCCCAGCCGUCGACUUCCUCCUUGAAAAUUGGUGACAAAGCUUGGAUAUUUUCCCCUCUUUCUUGUGCAAGAACAAGCUGUGGGACUUAGAACCCUCCCUCUAAAGCUGGAAACUGCCAAUCUGCUCUGUUCUUCCUUCCCGUCGCAAGCUGUUGUGGGUGUGUGGGUGUGAAAUUUUGGGUCUUUUCGAAUUGCCGCCGGCCUCUUCCCCCUGCCAGGUCUGGUUCUGCAGCUAGAAAAAUUCUGGAAUCUCGUGUUUCAAUUGGGAGGGAACAAUGAGGCUUUGGUUAGGUUCUUGAUCCUUCGUUCGCUUUAGCACUUGGAUCGAGUCUUCCGUUUUAUGCAAGUAAGGUAGUGUGACUCGAGACACAAAAACCAAGGGGAGUGACCAGGUAGAAGGCUAGCCAUUUGUAAUCGGAUAUAAGUUUUAGAUAUUAUCAUUCUUUUAUAAGAUAGAUUUUUCCUUGAGAUUUUAUGGUAUCAAAAUAGAUUUUGUGGUAUGGUUAAGUUUCGAGCCUUGUGCACUUGUGAAACCCGUCUCAUAAGUGUACGACGUCUGUUACAUCCUUGGAUUUGGGUUUUGGAGCGUUACAAGAAGGUUGAGAAAAACAUCGAAAAUGGAAUGAGUUUUCCCAAUGAUUCACAUUCACUAUGGGGAGAACUUCCACCUCUGAGUGGAAAGUUGGAGGUUAAAGAUGAACAGAAUACAACAUGGAGUUUCGACUACAGCACGAAGAAUGGUAAGCCAUAUCUCAGUGGUGUAGGCUGGAGAAAUUUUGUACAAAGCAGAGGCAUUAAAGCCGGUAACAUCAACAUGAUCACCCUUUACAAAAAAGAUGAUCCUUUCCGCCCUGGAGAUACGUUCUACGAAAUCAAAUUAUCAAAUUGAGAAAGUGGUUGCCCAUAUAUUUUCAUAUAUCAGUUCAAGUGUUUCUCAGUUAAGUGUCUUCUUUUGAAUAAGAAAUGUUUUUUAGAAUUCGAUUUACAUUUAGAAAAGUUAGUUCGAUAAGAGACACAAGCACAUAGAGAUGAGAGAGAGAGUUAGCGAGAAAAAGGACGGGCCAUACAAUUAGGGUCUUUAUAAACAAGCUACUUCAUAUUUCUUCACAAAUUAUCCGGAUGAUUGGAGCUAUGAUGAGAUGUGGAGAAUGUUUCUCAGGUAUGGUAGGGUCUAUGACAUCUAUGCACCAAACAAAAAAAGCAAGAAUGGGAGC